GUCAAUGACAUCACGCAGAGCGUACGUGACGCAGAGGGUUUAAACACAUGCUAUAAACGUAACCGGCGUUUUCUAAGCUUGAUCUUCAUCACCACACCACGUAGCAGCCGUUCAGAAACAAGUACUGUCAUCCUCCGGGUUGCUAUAGAAACAGUUGUCUUUAAUUUAUCCAUGGUUUCACUCUCUUCAGGAUCUGUUAGUGGCUGAUGAAGGUAGUUAGCACUGCUAGCAUAGCUGGUGAACUUUCAUCAUCAUCUCUGCUUAGUGACUGAGGUUCAACUUUAGCCAGCUUGCGGGAGGCACCUUGGUAGGAAAAGCUGACCAUACACUCAGACUCGGGCACUGGAGCUUAACUUCAAAAUAAAUAUACACCGGUUUUCUCAUAGUAGUGUGAUAGCCGUUAAAACCGUUCCAGUUGAACAGCCAGGCUCACUUCCUUGUGCCGUGUUCGAGGUCAUUCUGUAGCCCCGUCUAACGGAGCUGUUCCCGGGAUACAAAACAUGAAGAGCCUCCCGUACUUCUGCCGAGGAGAGGUCGUUCGAGGAUUUGGAAGAGGAAGCAAAGAACUAGGAAUCCCUACGGCCAACUUCCCGGAUUCGGUGGUGGACAAUCUUCCGGCAGAUAUCAGCACAGGAAUCUAUUAUGGCUGGGGUUGUAUCGGGAAUGGUGACGUUUACAAAAUGGUGAUGAGCAUCGGCUGGAACCCUUACUACAAAAACACAAAGAAGUCCAUGGAGACGCACGUCAUUCACAAAUUCAAAGAAGACUUUUAUGGACAGACUCUGAGUGUCGUUCUGGUGGGCUACAUCCGCUCAGAGAAGAGCUUUCCCUCACUCGAGGAUCUCAUAGCGGCCAUCAACAGUGACAUCGAGGAGGCCAAGGUUAAGCUGGAGCUCCCAGAGCACAGCAAACUGAAAGAAGACAACUUCUUCACCAGCGCGACCAACUCGUCUCCGGUCUCUUCCUCAUCCGCUGCGUCCACGUCUCAGUGCAUCAUCAACGGUCACUGACAGCUGGCAGAGACGGCAGCGCUUUGUGCCCUGAGCACGUUUCUGUUCACAUGUACAUCGUUAUUAUAAAAUCUAUCGGCUGUCACAUAAACAGUCAACCUCUGUUUCUUUUCACAUGGUUCUGUGUUAAAACGCUGUUUUCUGACAUCUGUUGUUUAACUGCACACAGCCUGAACUGUAUACAUUCUUGCAUUAUUAUCUGGUUCUUCUGUAUAUUUUGAAUCUUUUAGUAGAGGACAGAUAAAAAUCACUGAUCAGAUGUUUUUUUUUUAGCUUAGUGUAAACAAUGAUUUAAAUGAACCAUAAACUCAAAAAGUGAUAAUUCAUUAUCUUCAUAUACCUAAGUCAGCAUUGCAGCAUCAUUGUUCAUAAAAGAUAACAUUGUGUAAUCCAUCACUAUCAAAACUAGAAUUAAGUUGCAAUUUAUAUAACUUUCUUGAUAUGUUUUAAUAUUUAAUCCUGUCAACACCGUUUGCUGCAGAGUUUCUGUUGGAGCUGUUAUCCUAUCUGUCUGAAAUCCUACAUUUGGCCAGAUUUGUGGUAUAAAAAGCAGAAUACACAAAGGCGUAGUAUCCUGCAAGAAAGUGCUAUUUAUCUCCUACAACUGCAGGAUUUGAAUGUGUUGAUCCUUGAUAUCAAGGUCUUGGUUUUAUCAGCCAAGCUGAUUAAGGUGAUGAACGAUUUGGGGGGGGGAAACACUAAGCUUGAAUGACUAAGCAUUUUUUUUUUGUUCCUUUUUAUUAGGUAUAGUCAAACAUUUAUGAAUGAUUAGAAUAAAAAAAUAUUUGUAUUUAAUGUGUAUAUACAGCAAAAGCCUUACAAGUUUAUGAACACAAAUUAUUUUUUUACAUAAUUGUAUGUGAAAGAUGGAAACAGACAAACUGCUGCCCAUUUAAAAAUAUUUCAGUUUUAUGUUUUUGUGAAUGUGUUAAAAGGAAGGAGUAUUUUCUUUUUACUGUUUCUUUUAAAUUUGAGAUGACAGGAAAUUGUGGAUGUGAAGUCUUUACAUUCUCUGUAAAGCCUGUUGUUAUUGCUGGAAACCUGCAUCUGUAAUUUUUUAGGUCUAUGUAAUUCAUUAAAGCCUUUCCUAGGCCUGAAAUUAUUAUCCUGUCAUAAAUGUUGUCUUCUUACAUUAUAAAAUAUGAUGCAUUAACCAAAA
Gambusia affinis (western mosquitofish) is the source of this 2169-nucleotide messenger RNA. It is a transcript of the gene rfk, whose product is annotated as riboflavin kinase. Gene Ontology annotation, molecular function: riboflavin kinase activity. Bases 501 to 1010 code for a protein of 169 amino acids. Gene Ontology annotation, cellular component: mitochondrion. The record is from RefSeq and is a predicted model, not a curated record. Gene Ontology annotation, biological process: riboflavin biosynthetic process; FMN biosynthetic process. NCBI's taxonomy places the organism in Eukaryota, Metazoa, Chordata, Actinopteri, Cyprinodontiformes, Poeciliidae. The transcript is spliced from 4 exons.